UACAUUUUGUAAUAUGAUUACAGUUUAUAAAAAUGAUUAGAAUGAAUACUUCGAUAAUUAUAGUACGAUUGUUGAUUUGUACGGUGAUGUUCGUACCACCAUGUUGCAGAGGAUUCAAAGAUCGUCGUAUUCCUAAUGUUUAUGAACAAGGUUUGGUAAUAAAUUCGACAAACUGGUACUUACAACUCGAUAUCUCCGAUGUAAACGACGAAAUUCAAAAAGCUGUUGAAAGAAUUGAAAACCGGUAUCGUUCCGAGGAUAUUAUACUAUCGAAUGUUAGUCGUUUGACAAUUGGAAGCACGGUUCAUGGACAACUGAUCGAUUCCAUGCCUUCCAAAGACGGACAUUCAGAAUCUCGAAAUGCUGAAAUUAUAUUGGAAGUUACUCGAAGUUUGAAGAAUACAUAUUGUCUGAAACACGGGUUAAGUGAUAUACAAUGUGCCAAAGAUUUAACGAAGGUGAAUCUGACUGGGACAAAAUUGAGUGAGAUGUGUAUGCCCGAGUAUUACAACAACAAUUCGUGCAUCGGGUACGAGUACGACUAUCGUAGUUUUGACGGAUCUUGUAAUAACCUGAAACGUAAAUAUUUGGGAAAGGCAAACACACCUUAUAAACGUUUGCUGUUUCCAGCCUACAGAGAUGGUGUUUAUGAAAUGCCAAAUACUUACGAAGAAAUGCUACCUAAUCCUAGAACAGUGAGCACAAAUUUUGUAAAAGACGAGAACUCAUCUGACUCUACAAAAACGAUGAUGAUGGCGUACUGGGCGAUGUUCAUAGGCCACGAUCUAUCACACACGGCAGUUUCUACCAUGGGGAAAGAGAAGAGAUUUGUAAAUUGUUGUGAUAAGGACAAAAGUAUUCAAUCUUCUCUGAACAAAAACAUUAGGUCCUGCAAGCCCAUAUUUAUACCGAAUGAAGAUAGGUUUUUUAAAACGGAUCAGUUUGAUUGCAUGAACUACGUGCGUUCGCGGCCAGCGGUGCGUUCUGAUUGUACAUUUGGACCCAUGGAACAAAUGAAUCAAGCUACCCAUUAUUUAGACGCAUCGAUGAUAUAUGGUACGACGGAACAACAUAUGUUGUCGUUGAGACAAAUGGGGUACGGCCAAGUGUGGGUAGAAGGCCCAAAUAACUAUCCGGUACACAAUAACAUCACUCUGGAAAACACCGAUACCAACGUUUGUCAGAAUGGCUCCGGGACGUGUUAUAUGUUUGGCGACAUUCGAGGAAACGCCUUCCCUCAACUUAGUGUCUUGUACAACCUGUGGAUGAAAGAACACAACCGGUUAGCCUAUGAACUGUCUCGAGAAAAACCUAACUGGAAUGACGAUCAACUUUUCUGGGAGGCCAGGAAAAUCGUGACGGCGUGCAUUCAGCACAUCACGUACAACGAAUGGCUGCCGGCACUGCUUGGCGUUAACUACACCAAGGAAAACGGUUUGGGACUGGGAGAUAGAACCACGUAUGACGAGAAUGCCGACCCGACAGUUAGCAACAGCUUCGCGACCGCGAUACUGCCGUUUGCCAAUUCCAUGAUCACCGAUUUAAUUAGUUUUUACAUGACAGAUCAUCGCAAAUUGGUUUUUUCCACGGAGCCUAGUGAAGGGCGGCCCUACUUUCGCUACAAAACCUUAAAGGGAAGUUACAACCGACCGCUUGAGUUGGACCGAUUAUUUAGAGCGAUUCUAAAAGGACUAACUGUGCAGCCUACACAAAAAGUUGACAUGCUGUUUACACAAACAAUAACAAAUUACUUGUAUAGUAUUGAUCCAAAUAAUUCGUUUGGAAUGGACAUCCUUAGCUUGAAUAUACAACGAAGCCGCGAUCACGGUAUUCCAAGCUACACGCAAUUUAGAAAAUAUUGUGGACUCAAAGACAUAGAAAACAUGCAAGAUUUGUCUGAAAUAAUGGUGGAAGGUUCAGCUGAUAGAUUAUUGAAGCUAUACAAAACUUGGAAUGAUAUAGAUCUAUUGGUUGGUGCAUUGUUGGAAAAACACGUUGACGACGCAAUGGUUGGCCCUACGAUGAGAUGUAUCAUCAGGGAACAAUUUGUGAGAACAAGAAUUGCAGAUAGAUAUUUUUAUGACGUACCAGGAGUAUUCUCUGAUUAUCAACUUGAAGAUAUCCAACGAGUGACGCUUGCCAGAAUUAUAUGUAAUCACCAAUUUCCGCCAAAUAACGGAUUGACAACACUUAAAGUCUUUUUGAGACCUGAGAUAUUUAAUGGUUCAACACUUCAUCGCUGUCAUCCGAUAUUAAUUCCGGAAAUUAACACGUGGAGUUGGUUUGAUACUUUUGAGUAACAAUAAAAAAAACUAAGUAUUUUUUAUAAGAAAAUAA
Messenger RNA from Acyrthosiphon pisum (pea aphid), 2337 nucleotides. Its product is annotated as peroxidase-like. Gene Ontology annotation, biological process: response to oxidative stress. The record is from RefSeq and is a predicted model, not a curated record. The coding region runs from base 33 to 2300 and encodes 755 amino acids. Lineage: Eukaryota; Metazoa; Arthropoda; Insecta; Hemiptera; Aphididae. Gene Ontology annotation, molecular function: peroxidase activity; heme binding. The transcript has 11 exons.